CAGAAAUCAUGCUGCCACGCAGCUGGCUGCUCUUUCUGGCGUCUUUGGCCCUGGCCGCCUCCUCCAACCUCCUGCCCGCCAACGAGCGGUGCGUGACAGCGGUGUACACUGCCCUCGGAUAUAUCUCGUUUGCUGGGGAGCCCGCCGACGGCUUCUGGGAGACUCGCUGCCAGAACCCGUUGAAGGUCACCUCCAUCUAUGCCUCAUCGGACAUCUAUUGCCGCCCCGAGGAGCAAACCGCUGGUUUUGCUCAGCUGGCCCAACUGUGCCGGGAAAUAGGCAAUCUCGACUUGAUUCCUCGAGAGCAACUGGCCGAGAAUCUGACUCGCGAUGCUCUCCAGCGCCUGCCGGUGGCGGACUUCCUGGAAAUCCCCACGAGCCAGCGCAUGCCCACGCCGGUCCUCCUCUCACCCUCCUAUUAUAACCGGACCUUCCAGACAAUAGAUACUUGGCAGUUCGAAGUUUGGUCGCACUAUAUUUAUGGCGUGGUCGGGUAUGGGUUUUGGGCCUGCAUACUCGGGGUCGGCAUCGCCCAUCGGUUUGUCCAGUACAUUGUCCACUCUCGCAGCAUGCAGGCAGGGACUAGCUCCCUCGCACGGGUACGCUGGCUAUGGAAGCCUUCCCAUGCGGUCUAUCACUGGCUGCAGACGCACCUAGUAGUGUCAUCUCCAUUACCAGCCCGGGGGCGACGGUUCUUCUGGUGGACGUUCCCCACUCGCAUCGAAGCCAUUGCCACGAUGCUCUUCUGGAUCCUCAGCAUCAUCUUAUGUACCAUCGGCUAUCGCCUUCUGCCCGGCAAUAUUUAUUGGCCGGACAUCUCGUCGCAGAUCCUGCGCUAUUCGGCCGAUCGGACGGGGGUGCUGUCCUUUGCGAACCUGCCCCUGGUGUGGCUGUUCGCCGGGCGCAACAAUAUAUUCAUAUGGGCGACGGGCUGGAGUUUCGCGACCUUCAAUCUCUUCCACCGCCACAUAGCAUGGAUUGCCACCCUCCAGGCUGUCGUCCACACCCUUCUCUACCUCGCGAUCAUAUGUCAAAAAGGCAAUGUCGCGCGGAAGUUUCGAAAGCCGUACCUCCUGUGGGGAACCGCCGCAACGGUGCUGAUGGUUUUGCUCCUGCCAUUUGCCGUGCAAUGGUUUCGCCAUCGGCUCUACGAGACCUUCCUCUUCAUCCACAUCCUCUUCUCUGUGGGACUUCUUGUUGGUUGUUUCUACCACACCGUCAUCUUCGAGGGGCACGAUUACUGGAGCUAUCUGUGGCCUGCGGUGGCCAUUUGGAUUUUGGAUCGACUCCUUCGCAUAGCUCGCUUGGUCUACUGUAACAUCCAUGUCCGCGCCAAUUCGGGCGAUCGCAUCCAGUAUACGAGCAGCUCAGCGACCUACGACGCGGCUGCGGAUGUGAUCCGGCUCGAAGUCACGCCUGGGGCCUCGCUGCUGACCCCGACCCCUGGUGAUUAUUAUUACCUCUACCAGCCCUUCCGAAUCACGGGCUGGGAAAGCCAUCCAUUCACGCUUGGUUCUUGGUUUUAUCAGACCAAGUUUCAAGCAUCAACACGCAAGCCACCCCCAUUGAGGAAUGACCGCACGGUGGAUGUUUCGCAGGUGCCCCUUCUCUCCGACUCCUCGUCAGGGCCGUUGAGCACACCAGAUGAGAUGCAGCUGAAGCACGAUAACGAAAAGGAACUGCGGCUUGUUUUCUGGAUCCGGCCAUAUGAUGGCUGGACGCGUUCUCUCCGCCAGCAAUGUGUCCAAUCUCCCGAUCUAAUGGUGAGCCCGACCAUACUUCUCGAGGGGCCAUAUGGCAGCCAGUUUCCUUUGUGGAACUAUGAAUCCGUCCUCAUGAUAGCCGGUGGGACCGGUAUUGCCGCAGUAGUCCCGUACAUCCAGGAUCACAUCCUACGCGCGACGUCGGAUGCGGAAGAAACCGCCACUCACACUCGAGAAACGCGGUUAGUGUGGGUGACCCGGCAAGCAUCCUUUGUGCAGCAGGUCGCGGCUCGCGAGCUGGCUCCGGCACUGGCCAGGGAUGACUUCCGGGCAUCUUUCUAUUCUACCGCUGUGAAGGCAAGCACCCCUAGAGAUGGCGAUGGGCAAACCACGCCAAAUGAUCCUACCCACACUGGCAGUGAUCUUGAUAUCCUCGAGGGGCGGCCAGACGUUGAAUCACUAGUGCUGGAACACGCACAUGAGGCCCAGCUCAGCGAAUCUUCGGCAGCUGUUUUGGUAUGCGGUCCCUCCGCGCUGGCAGAUGAAACACGGGCCGCCGUACACCUGGCUAUGCGACGAGGAUACCGCGGUAUUCGGUAUGUCGAGGAAUCUUUCAGCUGGAUGUAGACAUGCGGAUGGUGAUGUGAUCUGUAAAUAUCUUGUUGAUGUCCUGCAUUUGGUUAGAGGAUGUAGACAUGCGGAUGGUGAUGUCUUGUUCUGUUGGAUCUUUCUACACCGACUUUUGCUGUGUAUAUGUAAGGAAUGG
Molecule: messenger RNA, 2469 nt
Organism: Aspergillus heteromorphus CBS 117.55
Lineage: Eukaryota; Fungi; Ascomycota; Eurotiomycetes; Eurotiales; Aspergillaceae
Product: ferric reductase family protein
Exons: 7
Coding region: 9-2330 (773 amino acids)
Biological process (GO): intracellular iron ion homeostasis; iron ion transport; copper ion import
Cellular component (GO): plasma membrane
Molecular function (GO): ferric-chelate reductase activity
Source: RefSeq, a predicted model, not a curated record